Molecule: messenger RNA, 2037 nt
Organism: Nicotiana tabacum (common tobacco)
Lineage: Eukaryota; Viridiplantae; Streptophyta; Magnoliopsida; Solanales; Solanaceae
Product: phosphoinositide phospholipase C 2-like
Biological process (GO): phosphatidylinositol-mediated signaling; lipid metabolic process; release of sequestered calcium ion into cytosol
Cellular component (GO): plasma membrane
Molecular function (GO): phosphatidylinositol-4,5-bisphosphate phospholipase C activity
Source: RefSeq, a predicted model, not a curated record
UCUUCUCAUGGGGUUUUACUGAAAAAUCUUUCUACUUAAAGAGCCAAAAUAUACAAGCAAUAGAAAGUAAAAGGUAUCAUAAAAGGGGGGGCCUCUCCAUUUUUUUCCCUUGAAGAAAAACAAAUUUGACAAAAAUGUCUAAACAAACAUACAGAAUAUGCUGUUUUCAGAGGAAAUUCAAGAUGAAAGAAGCUGAGCCACCUAAUGAGAUCAAGGAUUUGUUUAACAGAUUCUCAGAAAAUGGUAUAAUGACUGCAGAACAUUUACACAGAUUCUUGAAAGAUGUUCAAAGGGAAGAUAAAGUUACAAAAGAAGAAGCUGAAUCUGUGUUGGAAUUUGCACUUAAACUUGUUCAUGAGCAUCUUAAUAUUGUUUUUCAUAGAAAAGGUCUCAAUCUUGAUGGCUUUUUUCGGUAUCUCUUCAGUGAUGCUAAUGCUUCUCUCUCCCCACACAAAAAGGUUCACCAUGACAUGACUGCACCUUUGUCUCACUAUUUCAUUUACACCAGUCACAAUACCUAUCUCACCGGAAAUCAACUCAAUAGUGACUGCAGCGAUGUGCCUAUAAUAAAGGCGUUGCAGCGAGGUGUCCGAGUUAUUGAAUUAGACAUGUGGCCGAAUUCCUCGAAAGACAAUGUGGAUAUCCUUCAUGGAGGGACACUAACACCUCCAGUGGAACUUAUCCAAUGUUUGAAAUCAAUAAAGGAACAUGCUUUUGUGGCAUCUGAAUAUCCUGUAAUUUUAACUCUAGAAGACCACCUCACUCCUAAUCUUCAGGCUAAAGUAGCUGAGAUGGUCACUCAAAUAUUUGGAGAUAUGCUGUUCACCUGUGGGGCAGAAUGCUUGUCAGAAUUCCCUUCUCCAGAUUCGUUGAAGGGGCGGGUUAUCAUCUCAACUAAACCACCAAAAGAAUAUCUUGAAACUAAGAAACCAAAUGAGAAAGAUAAUGGUUCUCAGAAAGGGAAGAAAUCAUCAGAGGAGAAAGCAUGGGGAGCAGAAAUUUCCGAUCUUAGUAAAAAACUGAUAGCUUUAUAUGAGAACAAAGAAACUGGAGAAUGUCAAGACGAGGAAGCUGAUUCUCAUCAUGAGAACCCCAAUAUACAGCAGAAUACAGCUCCUGAGUAUAAACACUUGAUUGCCAUUCAAGGAGCAAAAUCAAAAGGUCCAACAAGCGAAUGGCUAACCGUGGAUCCUAUUAAGGUGAAACGCAUUAGCUUGAAUGAAGAAAAGCUCACAAAUGUUGCCCUCAAACAUGGGAAAGAGUUAAUCAGGUUUACUCAGAGAAAUUUGGUAAGAGUAUAUCCAAAAGGUAUACGAGUCGACUCUUCCAAUUACAAUCCACUAAUAGGAUGGAUGCAUGGAGCUCAGAUGGUUGCAUUUAACAUGCAGGGAAAUGGAAGGCCUUUGUGGUUAAUGCAAGGGAUGUUCAGAGCAAAUGGUGGCUGUGGUUAUGUCAAAAAACCAGAACUUCUCUUAAAAGACGGUCCAAAUAAUGAGGUCUAUGAUCCUAAACGGCUCUUAUCAUUGAAAACCACCCUGAAGGUGAAAAUAUACAUGGGAAAAGGUUGGCAUUUGGACUUUAAACGUACACACUUUGAUAUAUAUUCUCCACCAGACUUCUAUGUCAAGAUUGCUAUUGCCGGAGUUCCUGCAGAUUCAGGAGUUAAGAAAACGAGGCCAAUAGAGGAUGACUGGGUACCAACAUGGAAUGAUGAAUUUGAGUUCCCAUUGACAGUUCCAGAGAUUGCAUUGCUUCGUGUAGAAGUCCAUGAGUAUGAUAUGUCAGAGAUCGACGAUUUUGGUGGACAAACUUGCAUUCCUGUUUCAGAGCUCAGAACAGGAAUACGAGCAGUACCUCUUUACAAUGAAAAAGGAGAGAAAUAUCCUUCUGUUAAACUACUUAUGCGCUUCGAAUUUGUAAAAUAAUAUUUUAUAUAUAUACUAGAAAACUGCAUCUUUCAUUGUAUAUCCAAGAUAUGUAGUAGAUCUUACAAAUCAUUUAUCAGACAAAUCAUCUCCUAAAGUUGGAGUUCUUUAA